Messenger RNA from Talaromyces proteolyticus, 2609 nucleotides. Its product is annotated as putative rRNA methyltransferase Spb1. Gene Ontology annotation, molecular function: rRNA (uridine-2'-O-ribose)-methyltransferase activity; rRNA (guanine) methyltransferase activity. Gene Ontology annotation, biological process: maturation of LSU-rRNA from tricistronic rRNA transcript (SSU-rRNA, 5.8S rRNA, LSU-rRNA); maturation of 5.8S rRNA from tricistronic rRNA transcript (SSU-rRNA, 5.8S rRNA, LSU-rRNA); rRNA methylation. Lineage: Eukaryota; Fungi; Ascomycota; Eurotiomycetes; Eurotiales; Trichocomaceae. The record is from RefSeq and is a predicted model, not a curated record. Gene Ontology annotation, cellular component: preribosome, large subunit precursor; nucleolus; nucleus. The transcript has 4 exons. The coding region runs from base 95 to 2488 and encodes 797 amino acids.
CGUAAUCAAAAACACACUCGCCAAUUCAAGGGAAUCGCAGCACGAAUUUUGAAAAGCUGAACCGCGCAUCCACUGCCGGUCUAGCUGUCAAAAUAUGGCGAUUCAGAAAAAGCACGGCAAAGGCCGUUUGGAUAAAUGGUACAAGCUCGCCAAGGAGAAAGGCUAUCGAGCUCGUGCUGCGUUCAAAUUGAUACAACUCAAUAAGAAAUAUGGCUUUCUUGAGAAGAGCAAAGUCGUUCUCGAUCUCUGUGCAGCUCCCGGUUCAUGGUGUCAAGUUGCCUCAGAAUGCAUGCCCGCUGGUAGUCUCAUCAUUGGUGUUGAUCUUGCCCCGAUUAAGCCGAUUCCCCGCGUGAUUUCUUUUCAGAGUGAUAUUACAACAGAUAAAUGUCGAGCGACGAUUCGAACUCAUAUCAAACAUUUGAAAGCAGACACAGUCUUGCAUGAUGGUGCCCCUAACGUCGGUACGGCUUGGGUUCAAGAUGCUUUCUCGCAGGCUGAAUUGGUGCUGCAAUCGAUGAAACUAGCAACCGAGUUCUUGAAAGAAGGUGGAACGUUCGUGACUAAAGUGUUUCGCUCCAAAGACUACAAUCCUCUUUUAUGGGUCUUCAAACAACUCUUCACAUCUGUCGAAGCGACGAAACCUCCCUCGUCUAGAAACGUGUCUGCUGAAAUAUUCGUUGUCUGCCGGGGAUACAAAGCCCCGAAGCGCCUGGAUCCUAAGUUCCUAGAUUCCCGCCAUGUAUUUGCAGAGUUAGCCGACCCGACGCCUAAUAACGAAGCCAAGGUCUUCAACCCAGAAAAGAAAAGGCGCAAAAGAGAAGGUUAUGAGGAGGGUGACUAUACACAGCAUAAGGAAAUAUCCGUUACGGAAUUUAUCAAUACGACAGACCCAAUUGCUAUCCUUGGCAGCUACCAUAAACUCAGCUUCCAACAAUUGCCCAAUGGGGACUUGGCAUUGGCGACUCUUGAGAGACUCGAGGAUACCACCAACGAGAUUCGUACGUGUUGUGAGGAUCUUCGAGUUCUUGGCAAGAAGGAAUUUCGCAAUCUCUUGAAAUGGCGAUUGAAAGUGCGGGAAAAGUUUGGUCUUUCGUCUAAGAAGAAAAAGGACGAGAAUGAAGAAAGUGAAGAGGUGGCUGAUGUUGCGCCAAUGGAUGACGAAUUAGCUAUCCAGGAAGAGCUACAGCGUUUGCGUGACAACGAGAAUGCGGAGAAAAAGAAAGAGAGACGAAAAGAGAAUGAAAGAAAGCGCAAAGACAUAGUUAGGAUGCAAAUGCAUAUGAUCACGCCUACCGACAUUGGUAUGGAACAGGCUGGUAUUGGGGGCGAAUCUAUGUUUGGAAUAAAAGUUGUGAAUCGAGAAGGUGCCGGGGAUAAGAUUGCCUCGGGAGAAAUGGUCGAAUCCGAGUCUGAAGAAGAUGAAGAUGGCCCAAGCAGUGAUGAAGAACCGGAUGAGGAGGAAGACCAGUUAGAACGUGAACUUGAUUCGCUAUACACUUCCUACCAGGACCAACAACAAGAUCGAGACUCAAAGUUGCGGGCGAAACGGGCUCGCAAAGACUACGAAGCUGAGGAAUGGGAUGGAUUUUCUGAAAAUGAUGAUGCUUCUGCAGUGGAUUCUGGCGAGCCUACAAUAAAAACGCCAAAAUCGGACAACCUAUCAAACAAGGCAGCUUUUUUUUUCGAUCAAGAUAUUUUCCAAGAAUUGGGAGGUCUUGAUGAGGCUGAAGAUGACGACAGUGCUAUUGAUAUCGACGUCGAUACAGAACCAAAGGAAAAAAUAGAUUCAAACAAAAAGCCAGCACCUGAGUCGAAGUCGAAAUCGAAAUCGAAGAAUACACCGGCACCGGUGGGUACGCAAGAAGAUGAAUGGGAGUCUUCCGAUGAAGAUGCUCAAUCAGCAGAGCCUAGAAAGAAGGAUGGUCGUUUAGAUAUUGAUAUCAUCACGGCGGAGGCAAUGGUUCUUGCACAGCAAAUCGCCACAGGCGAGAAAACAUCCCAGGAUGUAGUGGAUGACGGCUUUAAUAAACUUGCGUUCCGAGAUACCGACGGAUUGCCGGAAUGGUUCUUGGAGGAUGAGACCAAGCAUAGCCGUCCGCACCGGCCGAUUACCAAAGCCGCGGCAGAAGCAAUCAAAGAAAAGUUGCGGGCCAUCAAUGCCCGGCCUAUCAAGAAGGUCCGUGAAGCGAAGGCCCGGAAGAAGUUCAAGGCUACUCAGCGAAUCGAGAAACUGCGCAAGAAGUCCGCUCUUAUCGCUGAGGAUGAGGGCGUGAGCGAGAGGGAUAAAGCGCAGGCGAUCUCAAGAUUGAUGAGCAGGGCGGCCAAGAAGAAGCCGAAGCAACAAGUCAAACUUGUUGUUGCGAAAGGUGCUAAUAGAGGCAUCUCUGGUCGUCCUCGCGGCGUGAAGGGCAAGUACAAGAUUGUAGACUCGCGGAUGAAGAAAGACAUCAGGGCUCAAAAGAGGGUGGCCAAGAAGCAGAAAAGGUGAUGCCAACAAUUUUCAUAGUACAUAUCUCCAAAAUAUACACGCACAAGUAGCAAGAGCAUAGCCUUGUUGCAUGGCUAUACAGUAUACACAUACCAGAGCAGUAGAGCAGUAGAGCAGUAAG